Messenger RNA from Sinocyclocheilus rhinocerous, 2066 nucleotides. RefSeq names its product leucine-rich repeat-containing protein 4-like. Gene Ontology annotation, molecular function: protein binding. NCBI's taxonomy places the organism in Eukaryota, Metazoa, Chordata, Actinopteri, Cypriniformes, Cyprinidae. The transcript has 2 exons. The record is from RefSeq and is a predicted model, not a curated record. Bases 1392 to 2066 code for a protein of 224 amino acids. Gene Ontology annotation, cellular component: glutamatergic synapse; plasma membrane; postsynaptic density membrane. Gene Ontology annotation, biological process: synaptic membrane adhesion; excitatory synapse assembly; postsynaptic density protein 95 clustering.
UGCUUGGAGUGUGAUGCGUCAGCAGUACAUUCACGUUUUCAUUGAAGGACAAAAAGAAGAGCAGGCAUGUAAGCCUGUAUCCCGGGUGCCUGCUACUGCACCACAGAACAUAGCAAAAAACAUCGGUGCACAGCGGCAGGAAGGUGGACUAACCCGGGGCCAAAGAGGUUAAAAAUAAACAAAGGAGGGAGCAAGGGAAGAUGUUGCCAUGGGGGGCCACUUUUCCCUAGCCUCAGCGCUCGUCCACCAGCUCGAGCCGGACAGCUGUGCCGCUGACAAAGCUGAGAGCUCCAACUCUGCACUGAGCUCAGGGCACUGCAGUGCUAUACGGAUACUUCUCUGAUCGACACAACGUCACAGAGAGGGGGGAGAAACGCUCUCUCUUUUUUCUCUCAUUCCAGGGAGAGACCACGCUCGAAAGCAGGAGAGAGCGAAGGAGAACGAGGCAGAGAGAGAGCGAUCUCUCUACAGUGAAUGAGCCUUCUUACGGAGCUGCCUCUGCACUGGUACCCCCCUUUACACCUUCCCUGGACUCUCGUUGUCAACUUCUUACAGAAAAAUUGAAGGAUUAUUAGGAAGCGUGUAGAAAGAACCCUGCAGCCUUCGCAGCGUGCAAGCGUGAGUGCACGGAGAUGGAACGCGGAGCUACUUAAGAAAAGAAAUGCGCUAAUGACCGCAGUGUCACAGUCUUUUCAGCUGGACAAGGUGCUGACAAAUCGAGCGGACAAAACAUACUGAGAGGGAGGGAGACGGACAAAGUAAACAUGUGUGAGCGGUCCUCUAUGGAGACACGGGCAUUUAGUAGCAGCAUCAAGCGGAGGUAUCCAAGGACAAGCAUCUGUGGAUAGUGUGAGAGCGAGCGCUUCUAUAGGAGCCAAACUGGAUUGGUACUUUUGCCUAAAGCUCUGAGGCCCUGCAGAGCUGCUACACGUCUCCUCGGAUGCUCCUCUGUGGAUUUAUUAGGGGCCAUUUUGGCAUUCAUCUCGUUUUCUGACAAAUGAAAAAAAGAGAAGACGUUGCUUAUCGUGGGAACAUAGGAAUUUGAGGGGGAAAAAAUCUAUUUUGUGAUUGCAAAAAUUGGACGUGUAAAACCUUUGAGGUAGGUGUUGAGCCUUUCCAACCCUUUUCUAUUCAUAAAAUAUAUUCCCUCGUUUUAUUUGAUUCAUUAUUCCUUGGCUUUUCACUUCUCCCUUUUUACUCAAGUACUUGUUACUGAACGUUUAGCCUCCAGUUCAGUAAAUGGAAAAACAAUCUAGAGUGUUGUUUAACCCAGGGUAGGGCUUCAUUAGUCAGAGGUGAACCCUCCCCUUCCCCCAGCUUACUACCCCCCUCUCCCCAACCACCAUCAUCACCCCACAAACCGCCCCCCCCCAGACGAUGCUGAAUUAUGAAUGUGCCACAUCAUGAGUCUCCUGGGGCGGGUAGCUGUGCGUCGAGCCAGGAAAGCCGCCCUGCUCUGUGUCCUGUUCCUCAUGGUUCAAGCGUGCGUGGAGGUGGCGGCCGCGGCAGGGCCCCAGGGCUGCCUGACUGAUUGCUCCUGCAACAACCAGCUCAGCAAGGUGGUGUGCACCAGGCGUGGGCUCACUCGCGUGCCACCAGGUAUACCCAGCAACACCCGGCACCUAAACCUGAUGGAGAACGCCAUCGAGGCUGUGCAGGCCGACUCUUUCCGCAACCUCCAUCACCUGGAGGUACUGCAGCUGGGCCGCAAUGCCAUUAGACAGAUUGAAGUGGGUGCCUUCAGUGGACUGACCAAUCUCAAUACACUGGAACUAUUUGAUAACCGGUUGACAGUGGUGCCAAGUGGGGCAUUUGAGUAUCUGUCCAAGCUGCGAGAGCUGUGGCUGAGAAAUAACCCCAUUGAAAGCAUCCCAUCAUAUGCAUUUAACCGAGUGCCAUCCCUAAUGAGAUUGGAUCUGGGUGAACUGAGGAAACUGGAGUACAUCUCAGAUGGGGCCUUUGAAGGUCUAGUCAACCUCAAGUAUCUCAACCUGGGGAUGUGCAGCAUUCGAGGGGAGAUGCCCAACCUGACGCCUCUGGUUGGGCUGGAGGAGCUGGAAAUCUGA